AUGGCCCUGCUGCAAAAUACGGGUAGUGAAAUGGCGCAACCUUCCAUCUUAAACGCCGGUUUUCUAAAACGGUGUUCGUUAACAGCUAAUGCUAAGAAAAUUGAUCUUAUGGAUCAUUUACAUUGCGAUGUUUUCAAUCAAGAAAGGUUUUUGAUAAACGGCGUAGAAAUGCGUUUGCCGAUGGUACGAUCAAGAGACGCUUUCUGCCUUAUGGAUCAAACCGAACGAGGUUUCGAAGUUCAUAUACUCGAUGCUACGCUACUUGUCAGACGUUCAAAGAUUUCACCAGGUAUAUUAUUAGCCCACGCUAAAGCUCUUUCAAAAACUACAGCAAAGUAUCCUCUUACGCGUGUUGAAGUAAAAUCUAUAUCUAUACAUAGCGGUAUAUAUGGUGAAACGCUCGACAAUGUGAUACUUGGUCAGAUACCAAAACGUUUAAUAAUCGGUUUUGUCGAUAAUAGAGUAUUCAACGGAAAUCGCACGCUUAAUCCUUUUAAUUUUCAUCAUUACAAAAUUAAUUAUUUAUCUUUAUACGUUGACGGCACACAAAUACCUAGUAAACCGCUACAACCAGAUUUUACAAAAGAAGGCCUGUAUAUGGAUGCCUAUCACACACUCUGUUCUGGAACGGGUAUACAUUUUCUAAACGAGGAUAAUUCUAUUUCUCGUGAAAAUUAUCCAAAUGGGUACUGUCUUUUUGCAUUUGACCUCACACCGGACCUUUCGGCAAACAACAAUACGCACUGGAAUUUAAUGAAACACGGGAACGUUAGAAUUGAUGUGCGUUUUGAAGAAGCGUUAAGAACUACGGUAAAUUGUAUCAUUUACGCCGAAUAUGAUAAUAUUUUAGAAAUCGAUGCUUCUAGACAUAUAAUUGUAGACUAUGGGGGAUAA
This is a messenger RNA of Solenopsis invicta (red fire ant), 894 nucleotides long. RefSeq lists its product as uncharacterized. Gene Ontology annotation, biological process: deoxyribonucleotide biosynthetic process. The record is from RefSeq and is a predicted model, not a curated record. Bases 1 to 894 code for a protein of 297 amino acids. Lineage: Eukaryota; Metazoa; Arthropoda; Insecta; Hymenoptera; Formicidae. Gene Ontology annotation, cellular component: cytosol. Gene Ontology annotation, molecular function: ribonucleoside-diphosphate reductase activity, thioredoxin disulfide as acceptor. The transcript has a single exon.